GCCCAGACACGCCAGAUGGAUACAGUCGGACUACGCGGACGCAUCAUUACGCACCAGACCGACUCCUGAGAAAAAAUCAAGCGAAAAGGAGGAUUUAAAAUAUUUCCACACUGAACUGAUUAUUUAUUUGUACCACAAGUUGCUCCUCCACAUGGAUACCGGCUGUUUCACCGCGGCGCAGCGCAUUUCGUGCCACGCCAUGAAUGCGGAUUUAUUCAAGCCUGCUGCUCCGGCGGAGAGAGCUGGACCUCAACAGUCUUCAGCUCCUCCGGUGAAAACCAGCAGGAAUAAUAAACCCGAAAUCAAGCCGGAGCUGGCCCAGGUGGUGACGGACUCAAAAACGGGGAGAUCCUACAGUAAAGGGAAGCUUUUGGGAAAGGGUGGCUUUGCUCGAUGCUACGAGAUGACAGACCUUUCCAGCAACAAAAUGUAUGCCGUGAAGGUGAUCCCACAGAGCAGGGUGUCCAAACCGCACCAAAGGGACAAGAUCACGAAUGAGAUCGAGCUCCACAAAACCCUGUCGCACAAGCAUGUGGUGAAAUUCUCCCAUCACUUCGAAGACCAGGAGAACAUUUACAUAUUCCUCGAGCUCUGCAGUCGGAAGUCCCUGGCACACAUUUGGAAGGCAAGACACACGCUCACGGAGCCAGAAGUGCGGUAUUACCUCCGACAGAUCAUAUCAGGCCUCAAGUACAUCCACAGCAGAGGAAUCCUGCACAGAGAUCUCAAACUAGGCAACUUCUUUGUCAACGAGAACAUGGAGCUGCGGCUGGGAGACUUCGGCCUCGCUGCCAAGCUGGAGACAGUCGAGCAGAGGAAAAAGUACGAAACAAUCUGCGGGACUCCCAACUACUUGGCCCCCGAGGUGCUCAACAGACAAGGCCACGGCACGGAGUCUGACGUCUGGUCCCUCGGCUGUGUCAUGUACACACUGAUGUGUGGCAACCCUCCUUUUGAGACUCUCGACCUGAAGGAGACCUACAAGUGUAUAAAGGAAGUUCGGUACAACUUGCCAUCCUCGCUUUCCCCCCCUGCGCAGAAACUCAUCUCAGCUAUCCUGCAGAAAAACCCCAGCGACCGACUCGCACUGGAUCAAAUCCUCAAUCACGAGUUCUUCACCAAAGGUUUCACCCCUGAUAAGCUUCCCCCAAGCAGCUGUGUGAUGGUGCCAGAGCUGCACCCCCCCAGCCCUGCCAAGAAAUUCUUCACUAAAAUGGCAAAGAGCUUCUUUGGCAAGAAGAAAGCAAAAGUGGAGAAGAUCCCAUGCGAGGAAAAAGAUGACAAAGACAUUUCCAAGCUGGUGUCCGGCAUCGUUAAAUGCUCCAUCAACAGGCAGAUCAGUUACAAGACAGUGGGACCCAAUGAGGUGCCCUCUCCCAUCGGUCAGGUAGUCAGCUCCGUGCCUCUGGAGCCAACUCCUGCUGAGGAGGAAUCCAGGAAGUCAAUCUCUCGCUCCUUCAAGGGCACCACGGCCAGCAGCUCUGAACCGUGUGAGGACAUCCUGACCCCCGCAGCUGUGUCUGAAUCGGCCGUGAAAGUUCUCAACGGCUGCCUGGCUACCAUGCCUGCAGCCACUAGAAACCCGCCCUGUUUGUCCAGGCCCCAGUCCUUCCUGUGGGUCACUAAAUGGGUCGACUACUCAAACAAAUACGGCUUUGGCUACCAGCUCUCUAACCAAAGCAUCGGUGUGCUCUUCAAUGAGGGAACACGGCUCAGCCUUUGUGACCAACGCAAGACAGUCCACUACUGCUUCCCCAACAACAAACACUUCACUUUUGCUGCCGACGCUCUACCUGAGCAGCUUCGCAGCCAGAAACAAAUUGUAGAGCUCAUGGCCAACUACAUGGAGCAGAACCUUAUGGAGGGUGGAGAUCUGCAUUGUGAGGAUCAAGUAUCAGGUUGUCCUCCUCUACUGCUCCAGUGGGUGAAGACUGACCACGCUCUUCUCAUGCUCUUCAACAAUGGCACUCUACAGGUGAACUUUUACGCAGACCACACCAAGAUCAUCCUGUGCAAGUCGUCUGACGACUCCUACCUGCUCACCUACAUCAGCCGGGAGCGCGUCUCAUGCACGUACCUCCUCAGCAUGCUGAACGAGAUGGGCUGCACCUCCGAACUGAGACACCGACUGCGAUACGUUAUCCAGCUGCUCCAACAUCACGCUGAUGCCUGAGAGCGCUGCUCAGUGCCUCCCAGGCUGCCCGAUUGGCAGAUGCCUUAGAGGCGACCUGACCGGUUAACACCUCUUCUUAGGCAGCCUGACUGGUUGAUAUAAUUUCUCAAGGCGGUGACGAGCCGACGGACAUAAAGCUGCUCAGAAGUGUUGAGCAAAUAUUUUUGUCUGAACUGGUGCUUAGGCAGCUGAUGAUCAGAUCGAUUCACCUUGAUGAACAUCAAGCAGUCAGGAAGUUCUGCCUCAAGGGUUUGUGCCUGUCCAGCUUCUGCCUCAAAGGUAUCCACCUGGAAGGUAUUGAUACCUGAAAUAAGAGACUCCUACCUGGCCUAAAAUGAUGGAUCCCUCACAGGCAGAUGCCUAAAUGAACUCCCAAUUACCUUCCUCACUCACUCAAAACCACUGCUUCUAGGCUGGAUCUUUCAAAAAGCCACCAACCAGCUUCCACUGAUAGCCGAAAAUACAGGCAUGGUUUCUCAAAGGUAUCUAAACACUAAAAUGUAUUUGCUCGCAACGGAACAAGGAUAAUCUUGCAGCUGGAAUUCGUUUUAGGCUCUGUUUUCCUAAAGUGUUUUAGCAGCGAGGUCAUUUAUGCCGUUGACUUGCACUGGAAUUGUCAUCUUGCAGCAGAGAUGCUUUGGGAAGAACUGUGGUUUGAUUGGAGAGAGAGAGACCCUCCUACCCUCGGUUGGUUUCUGGCCUGUUUGGACUAUGGUGCACACAUUAAUUUUUUUGUUUCUCGUUUUUAAAAAAAGAAGAAAUUGAGCCAACUAUAGGAUCACACUACGAUCUUGACCUCACAUGCACAAAUAACAUUCCUGGCCUUAUUUGAUGAUGGUGAUGCUAAGGUUCGGAGAAGGUUAUUGCUUCUUCUGAUCCAACAUCGCUUUUGUCUUUUCUUUUUUGUUGUUAGAACAAAUUUCACUGAUGUGGUACACGGCAUACUAAAGGGGCUAUGGGAGCAACACAAUUUUGCACCUUUUUUUUGUAAAUUCAUCUGGAAAGUGAAACCUUUUACUACCACUUAUUAUGAUUUUUUUUUUAUUUGUUUUUAACUAAAUACCAAAAGGCAUUUUCUUUGUUGGUUUUUAAAAUGAUUCAGUUUUAAAUUCACAAUGCAGUAGGUGAAUGUGUGUGUGCUGGUAAACAAAACUGUUGUUUGGAAAAUGAGGGUGGGGAGGGGGGGAUAAAAGUGCCUUUCUGAGGGAUGUAUGUAUUGUGCAAUAACAACCCUUUGUGAAUGUCAAGCUGGAUACAAACAAGAAUCGAGAGAUGGGUUUUACAAGUGGGAUUUACUUUUGUACUGUGAGCAAAGUUUAGAAGUAAGUCCAAUAGCACUACACUCUCACUACCUGGUAUAAGCUUUUAGAACAACUGGCAUCAUAAGUAUAUAUCCCAGUAAUAUCUACUAUGGAAAAAAGAAAACAUUGUACUUUGUUGUACUGUACUGUAAUCCUUAUCGGUUUACAUCGCUUUCUCGACCCAGAGUUGUAUCCUAAAAACUGUGACCUGGAAUGCAAGUAUUACGUACAUGUGUUUUCAAAAAACCCAACAUUGUGAAAGCCAUCUGCCAAUUCAGAAGAGUCUUUAUUUUUUUGGCACAUAAUGUCCUGUUUAUUUAUUUUUUAUUUAUACAUGUUUUUUUAUUUAUUGUUGUUUAAAUGUUACGGUCUUGACACAAGGAAAUGUUCAACUCCGAUCACCUUUUGUAUGUAACAUAUUUGGGGGGGAAAAUGGGACAAAAAUAAAGUUUAUUGAAAAUGAA
This is a messenger RNA of Sebastes umbrosus (honeycomb rockfish), 3938 nucleotides long. RefSeq names its product polo-like kinase 3 (Drosophila) (gene plk3). The record is from RefSeq and is a predicted model, not a curated record. The transcript is spliced from 15 exons. Gene Ontology annotation, biological process: mitotic cell cycle; protein phosphorylation; DNA damage response. Lineage: Eukaryota; Metazoa; Chordata; Actinopteri; Perciformes; Sebastidae. Gene Ontology annotation, molecular function: ATP binding; protein serine/threonine kinase activity; protein binding. Gene Ontology annotation, cellular component: centrosome; spindle pole; cytoplasm. Bases 152 to 2173 code for a protein of 673 amino acids.